Molecule: messenger RNA, 2178 nt
Organism: Spirometra erinaceieuropaei
Lineage: Eukaryota; Metazoa; Platyhelminthes; Cestoda; Diphyllobothriidea; Diphyllobothriidae
Source: the annotation of a GenBank genome assembly
AUGGUCUUAACAGGUCGCUCAAUUGCUUACAGGCGCAGACUACGUCUAGCGUCCACUUUCCGACACCCAACUCUCAUCUGUGAAUCCCCGGAGGUGCGCUCUAUCCAGCGGUCACACCCCGGUAACCGCCUCGACCGGCGGGCUAAACCAGCUGAGGGUACCCGUGAGCUCCUGCCCCGCGCACACGGUGUUGUGAACUCCGCUGAGCGGUUGGUCGGAUGUAGCUUUGCAUCGGCAUCGUCGAGAUGCGGCUCCGUCCGGUGCAAUGCAGGAGACCACGAUCUUACGGCAAUGUCAUAAGCUUUAGGCAAAUUCGAGUCGAUCUUCGACUACAACAAAGUCAUGGCCCGCAGUGGAAUUCGGCCGCACCUGGCACUACCAAGCUGCCCUAUUUAGGGUGGCACUACUUACCUGCAAGGGAAGGGGCUGGAAAAGGUGCCCUAAAGAUUGCUGAGGAAAAACGUCUGCAGGCUGACCGUGGUCGUAGACGUUAAACUCACGGUCAAAACAAUGAAAAUCGAACAACAACGACGACAACGAAAAUACUCUCUCUAUUCCUUCUUCUUCUUCUUCUUCUUCUUCUUCUUCUUCUUCUUCUUCUUCUUCUUUAUCUUUCUCCCUUCCUCCUUCCCGCUGCCCCACUCGCCAGACUGAUAGGGUGAUUCCGUUCACUUCGGCAGCCUGGAAUGUUCGUUCCCUGUUAGACAAUCUGGAGCGUUCGACCCCGGAGCAGAACGAUGGGACGUGCGAGUCGCCUUCGCCAACCGGAAUGACAUCGUGGGACAACUGCCCUGUCUGCCGCGGGGCAUCAACGAUCGCAUAAUCAGCCUCCGCCUGCCUCCUUGGGGAAGCAAAUUCGCCACCAUCAUUAGCGUUUACGCUCCACCGAUGUCCAGCCCUGAUGUCGCAAAAUACGAAAUCUACGGGGACCUGCACGCCCUCUUGGCGACUGUGUCGAAGGCGGACAAGUUGAUUGGCCUUGGUGACUUCAGCGCCCGCGUCGGCACAGACAAUGCUGCCUGGAGAGGUGUGCUGGGUCCCCAUGGUCUCCGCGGCUCAAACGACAAUGGCCUGCUACUCCUCCGCACCUGCGCAGAACACCGCCUCAUCCUGACGAACACGUUCUUCUUUCUGCCGGAGCGAGAGCAGGCCACCUGGAGGCAUCCUCGGUCUCGUCAGUGGCACCUUCUGGACUAUGUCCUCGUCCGGAGGUGAGACCAGCGGGACGUGCUGUUGAAAAAGGCGAUCGCGGGCGCUGACGGGUGGACCGACCAUCGUCUCGUCAUCUCAGAGAUGCGUACUCGUCUACAGCCUCGCAGGAAACUACAAGGUAAGCGACCCCCGGGUAAGCUGAAUGUUGCCUUGUUGUCUUUGCCCGCUCACCAUCUGCAUUUCAGCAAUGAGCUAGCUUAACGGCUAGACAAUUUUCCAGUCGCUGCCGCUGUCGCCGCGGACGCCGCCGCUGCCGAGAACGCCUCCAUGGAGAACCGCUGGUGUCAACUGCGAGACACGGUCAAGUCGACGGCGCUCGCCGUCCUUGGUUGCGCACGCCGCCUACACCAGGACUGGUUUGAAGACGACGACGUUGCUAUCGGCAAUCUGCUCGCCGAAGAGAACCGCCUACAAGAAGUCUACGCCGAUCGCCCCAACGACGACAACAAAGUUGCCUUCUACCGUAGUUGCCGCCUUGUUCAACAGCAACUGUGCGAGAUGCAGGGCGCCUGGACCACUCGCAAGGCUGAGGAGAUUCAAGAGUGCGCUGGCCGCAACGAAUGGAAGAACUUCUUCUACGCGACGAAAACUGUAUACGAUCCGCCGAUGAAAGGGACUGCUCCUCUCCUCAGCGCCGACGGAAAUACCCUACUCAUUGAGAAGACACAAAUUCUACAGCGAUGGGCCGAGCAUUUCCGAGGCGUCCUCAACCGCCCCUCCACCAUCUCCGACGCCGCCAUCACCCCUUUGCUGCAAGUGGAGACCAACGUGGAUCUCGACCUCCCGUCUCUUCUCCAUGAAAAUAUCAGUGCUGUGCAACAGCUCUCCAGCGGGAAAGCACCCGGAUCGGACGCGAUCCCUGCUGAGGUCUACAAGUAUGGGGCCUGUGUCCGCCUCUUCGGGGAACAAGACUCGCCAGCACCAUCGGCACCUACACCUCCACAGUUACUAGCCCUGGCGAAGUGA